Molecule: messenger RNA, 1758 nt
Organism: Castor canadensis (American beaver)
Lineage: Eukaryota; Metazoa; Chordata; Mammalia; Rodentia; Castoridae
Gene: Nip7
Product: nucleolar pre-rRNA processing protein NIP7
Biological process (GO): ribosome assembly
Cellular component (GO): nucleus
Molecular function (GO): RNA binding
Source: RefSeq, a predicted model, not a curated record
UUUCCGGCUACUGAGGCACGAGGAUCCGGUGAUCGGACGCAGCGGGAAAAUGCGGCCUUUGACGGAAGAGGAGACUCGGGUCAUGUUCGAGAAGAUCGCGAAAUACAUAGGGGAGAACCUCCAGCUGCUGGUCGACAGGCCCGACGGCACCUACUGCUUCAGGCUGCACAAUGACCGGGUGUACUACAUGAGUGAGAAGAUCCUGAAGCUGGCCGCCAACAUCUCCGGGGACAAGCUGAUGUCACUGGGAACCUGCUUCGGAAAAUUCACUAAGACCCACAAGUUCCGGUUGCACAUUACAGCUCUGGAUUACCUUGCACCCUAUGCCAAGUAUAAAGUGUGGAUAAAACCUGGAGCAGAGCAGUCCUUCCUGUAUGGAAACCAUGUGAUAAAAUCUGGUCUGGGUCGAAUCACUGAAAACACUUCUCAGUACCAGGGCGUGGUGGUGUACUCCAUGGCAGACAUCCCUUUGGGUUUUGGGGUAGCAGCAAAGUCUACACAAGACUGCAGGAAAGUAGACCCCAUGGCAAUUGUGGUGUUCCAUCAAGCGGACAUUGGAGAGUAUGUACGGCAUGAAGAGACGUUGACUUAAAGUGAAGUCAUCUCAAGGACUUACUGCUGUGCAGAAAGGGCCUAGCUUUGUUUCCAGUGUCUGUGUAGACACCUCCAUCAUGUUAUUUUGUCAACACUGGAUACAGGGACUCUUUAGAUUAAUAUUGUCUAUCACUAACAAGUACAGGUUGGGUUCUUACUAUACAGAAAAAUAGUGUUUCAGGUACUCCAGAGGUGGACACAGGAGGAUCAAGAGUUUAAGGCCUGCCUGGGCUACAUAGGGAAACCCUGUCUCAAAAAUCCAAAAGAAAAAAUGAGAUUUCAGAUGUUUUGUGUUUGGGACUAAGUAGAAUAUUUGCAGUACUGGGGUUUGAACUCAGGACCUUCACCUUGAGCUAGUCCACCAACCCUUUUUUGUGUUGAGUAUUUUUGAGAUAGAGUUUCUCAAACUAUUUGCCCAGGCUGGCUUAGAACUGCAGCCCUCCUGAUCUCUGCCUCCUGAGUAGCUAUUUGAAUCAGAAGGCUACUUAUUUUAAGUAGCAAGUUCUAAUUGUUGAACUGGAACAAGAAUAGCUUGUUACCUGUGAUAACACUUUGUUUUCCAGACUCGUGGUAAGAAUACAAUGGAUUUUCUUUAUUAAUAUCAUUAAAUACAAGUCAAUGCCAUGCAAGAAUAGUAGGCCAUGCUUGGGGUUUUAUAAAUGAAAUUAGGUUAAAAUAAUAAAUGCAACUUACUCAGCUACUUUUCUGUACGGUAAGUGCUAUAGGUAAGGAAGAAAAACUUGAAUGAAACUCCAAUUAUGUCACCUGCCAGAUACAUGGCCUUGGAUGAGUUGUUCAACUUUAAGAAGUUUUGUUUUCUUCCUCUGUUUAAAAAAAAGACAAAACUGAAAAACAGUUUUAAUCGUCAACCUAAGAAUGUUUUUUAGGAAUAGUAAUCAUAAUUAUAAAGCAUCUAGCACAGUACCUGGCAAACAGUAGGUAAAAAGUAAAUAUUAAGAGUUAUUUUAUAUGUUAUUUCUGUACUAAGUAUACGGUCUCAGGAGUGUAAUUUGAUUAUAUUGUCUUGUUUUUUACAUUUUUCAGUCUUGGGAUGAUCCUAGGAUGAAAUUUUUUUUUUUUAUCACUUUGAUUUCAUAAAACAUGACUCAUUUUAUGAGCCUUUACUUACCUGAUGAAAUUGGGCUAAAAGUAUUAAUCAAAGAC